AUGAGCAAUGGAUUGGGCUUGAUAAAAGAUAGAGAGAUUGGAGGAAAUACGGCAGACACCCACAAAAUGAGUCCAGAAGAAGUGAAAGCAGCUGGAGCCGAGCAGUCUAAGAGGCCCCCAGGCCAAAACCCCGGGGAAGUUCUUCAUCAGAGGCGCAAGCUUCCCUACAGUCCCACCACCAUGGCCAUCGCCGCCGGCCUCGUCAUUGUCGGCGCCGUUGCGUAUUUCGUCGCUUACUCCACCAAGAAACCUGAAGCCAGCGCCAAAGAUGUCGCAAAGGUCACUACUGGAACAGCCCAUCCAGAGGAGACUCGCCCAAGGAAGUAGUCUGGCUCUCCGUCGUUUCUUGUUUGCUUAGCUAGUUUCUCUUUUUUUGGUA
Morus notabilis is the source of this 379-nucleotide messenger RNA. RefSeq lists its product as uncharacterized. Lineage: Eukaryota; Viridiplantae; Streptophyta; Magnoliopsida; Rosales; Moraceae. The record is from RefSeq and is a predicted model, not a curated record. The transcript is spliced from 2 exons. Bases 1 to 327 code for a protein of 108 amino acids.